Rhinolophus ferrumequinum (greater horseshoe bat) is the source of this 1575-nucleotide messenger RNA. RefSeq names its product forkhead box protein L1-like. Gene Ontology annotation, biological process: regulation of transcription by RNA polymerase II; cell differentiation; anatomical structure morphogenesis. The coding region runs from base 256 to 1281 and encodes 341 amino acids. Gene Ontology annotation, molecular function: RNA polymerase II cis-regulatory region sequence-specific DNA binding; DNA-binding transcription factor activity, RNA polymerase II-specific. The transcript has a single exon. NCBI's taxonomy places the organism in Eukaryota, Metazoa, Chordata, Mammalia, Chiroptera, Rhinolophidae. The record is from RefSeq and is a predicted model, not a curated record.
ACACAACGACUGUUUAUCAUAGACAAUUUAUUUUCCAGCGUUAAGUCAACAUAUAAUAGCAAACUUACAACAAUUAUUUAACAUUUUUAAAGCCAUGAAGAAGGGACAGAGCGCGGAGCGGCCGGGGAGAGCGGCAGAGCGGGAGGCAGACGCACGGUGGGCUCCCCGGGAGGGCCCUUGCCGCGCUGGGCGCAGUCCCUAAAGCCGCUCCGGUCGCCUCCGUCGCGGGGAGCGCAACGCCGGUUCCCGCCCGCCAUGAGCCACCUCUUCGGUCCCCGGCUGCCUGCCUUGGCCGCGUCGCCCAUGCUCUAUCUGUACGGCCCCGAGAGACCCGGGCUGCCUCUGGCCUUCGCCCCGGCGGCCGCUCUGGCCGCCUCGGGCCGGGCGGAGCCCCCCCAGAAGCCGCCCUACAGCUACAUCGCGCUCAUAGCCAUGGCAAUCCAGGACGCGCCCGAGCAGAGGGUCACACUCAACGGCAUCUACCAGUUCAUCAUGGACCGAUUUCCCUUCUACCACGACAACCGGCAGGGCUGGCAGAACAGCAUCCGCCACAACCUCUCGCUCAACGACUGCUUCGUCAAGGUGCCCCGCGAGAAAGGGCGGCCGGGCAAGGGCAGCUACUGGACCCUGGACCCUCGCUGCCUGGAUAUGUUCGAGAAUGGCAACUACCGGCGCCGGAAGAGGAAGCCCAAGCCGGGCCCCGGGGCCCCGGAGGCCAAGCGGGCCCGUGCCGAGACUCACAAGCGCGGCGUAGAUGCGCAGCGGGAGGCGGGGAGCGGAGAAGGGCGCCCGGGCCCCGCGACCCCCAGCCAGGAGGGAGCGCCCUCGCGCCUCUGGCCCCUCCGGGAAGUCUCCUCCACGCCGGCGCCCUUCCUCUGGCCCGGGCCAGCGUCCCCAGAGGAGGACGUGGGCGACGCUGUCCAGGGCGCUGGGGCCGUGGCCGUGGGCCAGCCAGCGCGCCCAGGAUCCCCUCCGCGCCCUGCCUCGCGCAGCUCUCCGAAGAGCUCCGACAAAUCCAAGAGCUUCAGCAUAGACAGUAUUCUGGCAGGACGGCAGGGCCAGAAGCCGGCUGGAGGGGCCGAGCUCCUGAGGGGCGCCAAACAGGGGCCCGGCGGCUGUCUGGGCACCUCGCUUAUGACCACCUCUACUAGCUUCCGUCCCCCUUUCAACGCUUCCCUGAUGCUCGACCCGCACGUCCAGGGCGGUUUUUACCAGCUCGGGAUCCCUUUCUUCUCCUACUUUCCUCUGCAGCUUCCCGACACCGUGCUUCACUUCCAGUAAAGCAAACUGGCUCCGUUCUUUCCCCUGCCUUGGUUAGAGCUUCUUGUGAGCCACCAAGGCUCCCACCGCUGGGGGAAGGAGACACUUUUUAAAAAAAAAAUGAUCUUUUCCUCGGCUGAGGUGUGGAUCCUGGGAAGUGUUUCCAACUUCUGCGCGCAGGGGGGGCAUGCUUGCCUGCCUCCUCCAAGGGGACCUCCCCAGAACCAGGAUGAGCGUCAGAGUUCAAAGACCCUGCCCCACUGGGACUUGGGCAUCUCAGAUCUCCUACGGUGGGUGCAGGAGAAUUCUUUGACC